UUUUAGCAGGCCUGCCAUUCCGGGACCGAGAGUGGAUUGCUCUGUGCCAGAAAAUAUUAUAUUCUGCCGCCCCGAACCUAAUUUACCUUUGCCGUAUCCGAAAUGGCCGAUCUAGGUGCUCCGGUUCGUGUCUCUCCUUUGAUUCGGUUCGGCCGCUGGUCGUUCCUGGUCGUCGGAGUUGCCUACGGUGCUUACCAUCAGCAGCGUCUGGCCAAGCGAGAGGUUGGAAUUCGCGAAGUCGAGGCACAACAAAAGGUCAUCCGGGACGCAAAAUUGGCCGUGGAGAAGAAACGGAACCAGGAGGCCGAAGCAAAGGCCAUCGCUGAACUGUCCGGACCGAGUAAGAAGUAAACAGAUUGAAGGUAGCGUUUUAUCCCGUCUGAAGACAUCUAACAACAUGUGUCUUGUAAAAUAUGCAGUUCUGGUUGAAUAAUAAACUCUUACUUAGGA
This is a messenger RNA of Anopheles cruzii, 450 nucleotides long. RefSeq names its product ATP synthase subunit e, mitochondrial-like. The record is from RefSeq and is a predicted model, not a curated record. The transcript has 3 exons. Lineage: Eukaryota; Metazoa; Arthropoda; Insecta; Diptera; Culicidae. Gene Ontology annotation, biological process: proton motive force-driven ATP synthesis. The coding region runs from base 103 to 351 and encodes 82 amino acids. Gene Ontology annotation, molecular function: proton transmembrane transporter activity.